Mytilus trossulus (common blue mussel) is the source of this 1074-nucleotide messenger RNA. RefSeq lists its product as uncharacterized. The record is from RefSeq and is a predicted model, not a curated record. Lineage: Eukaryota; Metazoa; Mollusca; Bivalvia; Mytilida; Mytilidae. The coding region runs from base 135 to 869 and encodes 244 amino acids. The transcript is spliced from 6 exons.
ACAUUUUGAGCCAUUAACCACAACAUUGCACACGUAUGUUGUUGUUUUUUUAUUUAAUAUAAAUCAUACCCGGAUAUUGAUCAUUGCAGCACAUACUUAUACAGAUAGGAGAAUUCUCUCAACCUCAAAUUGAAAUGCAGAAAUUAAGACAAAUUGCUAUAGGUACUUGUAUUGCUGGUUUUCUUGUGGUUUUAAGUGGGGUUGUUACACCAGGAUGGCUGAUCUUUGAAUACGAUUGGAGAAAAUUACAGGAGCAAAGUUGGAUUCAGCGAAACAUAAGCCUUGUGAAGAAAGUUUCAACCAAACAAAAUCUACUAAAAUUUGUAUUCGGAACAUUUUAUAUGCAAAUUUGCUUUGAUAAAUUUUGUGUAGCGAUGUUGUUAGGAUAUUUUAUAAAAACGGCGAAUACUGACUAUCAUCUUAAAGGUAUUUUAUCAGCGGCGGAUUUUCUCCAUUUACCAAUACAUAAAACGUAUACUGCCAUUGUUGUAAUUUGCUCACUAGCUUUGAUACUGUCAUUUGUCUCAUUGGUGUUAACAUUAGUGUACAACUGUAAACGGUAUCCACACAAAAGACUUGGAGUUAUUGGUAGUAUCUCUUUGAUUAUGUCAGGUACGACCACUUUCCUCUUUGCAUUCAUAUAUUUGAUUAUGUAUGGACACUACACGAAGCUGUUACAACCGUUUACAGGUGUCUUUGACUUUACUUUUCCUUACUCGCCGGUACUGUGCAUUUUUGGAUCUAUCAUGUAUUUUGUUUGUGCCAGCAUACUUAUUAAGCUGACAAUACAAUCCAAAGGACAGUUCAAUUAUGAGAUGAUGGUCAUUGACACAUCACAGGGAGGACGCACAUACAUCGCAAAGACUUGAAUGCUUCAGAUGUUUACUUGUCAACUCUUUUCUGAGUAUUUUUUAUUUGUUUUUAAAAAUAUAAAUAUAUUGCAAUUAACUAUCAUGGCGAAAUUGUGCAUGUUCAACAGAGAUCGGAUCUAAAGACAAAAAUAAAUUAUAUGUGUAAACAUUAAAGGAUUAUUACUGACUGCAAUUUCUUAGUGCGUAGUCAUAAAAAAAAUAU